Messenger RNA from Aphanomyces astaci, 1476 nucleotides. RefSeq names its product tubulin alpha chain. The coding region runs from base 52 to 1413 and encodes 453 amino acids. The record is from RefSeq and is a predicted model, not a curated record. Gene Ontology annotation, biological process: microtubule cytoskeleton organization; mitotic cell cycle. Gene Ontology annotation, cellular component: cytoplasm; microtubule. The transcript has 2 exons. Gene Ontology annotation, molecular function: GTP binding; structural constituent of cytoskeleton. NCBI's taxonomy places the organism in Eukaryota, Oomycota, Saprolegniomycetes, Saprolegniales, Verrucalvaceae.
UGCCCGCGUCCAUCACACCCGCUUACGCAGUAAAUCACUCUCAUCUCCAUCAUGCGUGAAAUCCUUUCCAUCCAUCUCGGCCAAGGCGGUAUCCAAGUCGGUAACUCUUGCUGGGAACUGUACUGCCUCGAACACGGCAUCCAACCCGAUGGGCAAAUGCCCUCGGACAAGACCAUUGGUGGUGGAGACGACGCAUUCAACACGUUUUUCAGCGAAACCGGUGCCGGCAAGCACGUCCCUCGCGCCGUCUUCGUCGAUUUGGAACCGAGCGUGUGUGACGAAGUCCGCACCGGCACGUACCGUCAAUUGUACCACCCCGAACAAAUCAUUUCCGGCAAGGAAGAUGCUGCAAACAACUACGCCCGUGGUCAUUACACCAUCGGCAAGGAAGUCGUCGAUAUUGUGUUGGACCGCAUCCGCAAGCUCGCCGACAACUGCACCGGUCUGCAAGGGUUUAUGGUGUUUAACGCGGUUGGUGGUGGUACCGGCUCCGGGUUGGGCAGUUUGCUCUUGGAACGCUUGUCUGUCGACUACGGCCGCAAGUCCAAGCUCGGAUUUACCAUCUACCCGUCUCCCCAGGUGUCCACCGCUGUCGUGGAACCAUACAACUCGGUGCUGUCCACACAUUCCCUGUUGGAGCACACGGAUGUAGCGAUCAUGUUGGACAACGAAGCCAUCUAUGACAUUUGCAAGCGCUCCUUGGACAUUGACCGCCCUAGCUACACCAACUUGAACCGUUUGAUCGCGCAAGUGAUCUCGUCAUUGACGACGUCGCUCCGCUUCGACGGGUCGCUCAACGUGGACGUGACCGAGUUCCAGACCAACUUGGUGCCGUACCCGCGCAUCCACUUUAUGCUGUCGUCGUACGCGCCGGUGAUCUCGGCCGAGAAGGCGUACCACGAGCAGUUGUCGGUGGCGGAGAUCACCAACAGCUGCUUCGAGCCGGCGUCCAUGAUGGCCAAGUGCGACCCGCGCCACGGUAAGUACAUGGCGGCGUGCCUCAUGUACCGCGGCGACGUGGUGCCCAAGGACGUGAACGCGGCCGUGGCGACCAUCAAGACGAAGCGCACGAUCCAGUUUGUGGACUGGUGCCCCACGGGGUUCAAGUGCGGGAUCAACUACCAGCCGCCGACGGUCGUGCCCGGCGGCGACUUGGCCCGUGUCCAGCGCGCGGUGGCCAUGAUCUCCAACACGAGCGCGAUCGCCGAAGUGUUUUCGCGCAUCGACCACAAGUUCGACUUGAUGUACGCCAAGCGCGCGUUCGUGCACUGGUAUGUGGGCGAAGGCAUGGAAGAAGGCGAGUUUUCCGAAGCGCGUGAAGACUUGGCCGCGUUGGAGAAGGAUUACGAAGAAGUGAGCGCCGAAACGCAAGAAGGCGAUGGCGAAGACAUGGAAUACGGCGAAGAAUACUAAGCGAUGACGCUGAUCAAAGUAGUUGAUGUCCCUAAUACACUCAACUUUGCUUGUUUGAAUCCA